Molecule: messenger RNA, 5029 nt
Organism: Pangasianodon hypophthalmus (striped catfish)
Lineage: Eukaryota; Metazoa; Chordata; Actinopteri; Siluriformes; Pangasiidae
Gene: fam20ca
Product: FAM20C golgi associated secretory pathway kinase a
Exons: 10
Coding region: 339-2075 (578 amino acids)
Biological process (GO): protein phosphorylation
Cellular component (GO): Golgi apparatus
Molecular function (GO): protein serine/threonine kinase activity
Source: RefSeq, a predicted model, not a curated record
UUGUUUUUUUUUUGGUUUUUUUUCUUCAGUGGGAUGGAGGGCAGCUCCGGAUUUAUAGCUCGCCACCUUUAAAAACAUUUAGACUGUAGGUGUGCAGGAAGAUGCGCGCUAUAUAGCUAAUGCGGAUUAAUAGAAAAUCAUUUUGAUGCAUAAUAACAUGACCUGGACGCAAAGAAAGAAUCAUAGCUAAAAUUCAAACAACGCGGAUUACACUUUGAAAUGAAAGCAGAUGCAUAUCCAAGAAGCACCGCGCGGUGUGUUUUCCUGUCAGCAUCCUUAAAACACCGGUAAUGUGGCGCUCGGAUUGAUCAAACUAGCCGCUGUUUGUAAGCAUCAAAAUGAUCCUUUUCCGCAAAUUCCGCGUGCUGCUUCUCAUGGUCUUUCUCGUAGCGUGCACCAUGCACAUCAUGAUAGACUUGCUGCCUAAACUGGAGAAGAGAGCAGCGGGAGCGGACUCUGCAAACUCGGGCUGUUCCUGCGCGCACGAGCCGAGCGAGGCGCCUCGCGGCCGGAGCAAACAGCAGCAGCAGCCGCAGGCGCAGCAACAACAGCAGCGCGCGAGGUCCGGAGCACCGGCGGAAGCGAGCUGGCCCAACAAGCACACGCUCAGAAUCCUCCAAGAUUUCAGCCAAGAGCCCAGCUCGAACCUCAGCUCACAGUCUCUGGAGAAAGCGGCGGCCACCGGGGACAAGACGGACCCGAUCCGAGGAGUGAAGCAGCGCGCGGCGGACUCUGACAGCCCGAGGAGUCUGAUGAAGGAGGCGGCGAGUGGAAGCAAGCAGGCUAACAGAGGCGCCUCCAGACUCGCAGCUCUCUACCAACACCCGCUGUACAACAGCGAGCUGCCGCCGCUCACCGACGACGACACGCUGUUCAACGUCAAUACGGACAUACGGUUUUAUUCCAAAGCCACCGGAAACCAGGAAUGGCACCAUGAGGGAAAUGAGGAAGAGGAGUACAACCCGACCGGGGAGGCCACUGCUGAGUCAUACCCCAACUGGCUUCGCUUCCACAUUGGGAUUAACCGCUAUGAGCUCUACUCCAGACACAACCCUGUAGUGGAGGCCCUGCUCAAAGACCUGCAGGCCCAGAAGAUCACAAGCGUAGCUAUGAAGUCUGGUGGCACUCAGCUGAAACUCAUCAUGACAUUUCAGAAUUAUGGCCAAGCUCUCUUCAAGCCGAUGAAGCAAACCAGAGACCAAGAGACCCCCCCAGACUUCUUCUACUUCUCUGACUUUGAGAGGCACAAUGCCGAGAUUGCAGCAUUUCAUCUCGACAGAAUUCUGGAUUUCCGACGGGUUCCACCAGUGGCUGGCAGACUAGUAAAUAUGACACGGGAGAUUCGAGAUGUGACCCGGGACAAGAAGCUCUGGCGCACAUUCUUCGUCUCUCCAGCCAACAACAUUUGUUUCUAUGGUGAAUGUUCAUACUAUUGCUCCACUGAACAUGCCCUGUGUGGCAAACCUGACCAGAUUGAGGGCUCACUGGCCGCCUUUCUGCCUGAUCUGGCCCUCGCCAAGCGCAAGACCUGGAGGAACCCCUGGCGCCGCUCAUACCAUAAGCGCAAGAAAGCUGAGUGGGAAGUGGAUCCAGAUUACUGUGAUGAAGUAAAGCAGACUCCACCAUACGACCAUGGCACCCGUCUGCUGGAUAUCAUGGACAUGACCAUCUUUGACUUCCUUAUGGGUAACAUGGACCGUCACCAUUAUGAGACUUUUGAGAAGUUUGGCAACGAGACAUUCAUCAUCCAUUUGGACAAUGGCAGAGGAUUUGGAAAACACUCACAUGACGAAAUGUCAAUCUUGGUGCCUUUGAGUCAGUGCUGCAGGGUGAGGAGGUCCACCUACCUGCGGCUUCAGCUGCUGGCUAAGGAGGAGUACCAGCUGAGCUCGCUGAUGGAGGAGUCUCUUUUGCAUGACCGCCUUUCUCCCAUACUCAUUAAGCCACACCUGCAAGCUCUGGACCGGCGCCUGCGCCUGGCUCUAAACGUGCUGGCCGAAUGUGUGGAGAAGGAGGGCUACAGUGCUGUAGUGGAGGAUGACAUGGAGCACCAUCAGACCUCUCGGGCGAGGUAGUGGAACCCGGACCUACACCAUGAGCCUCGGGCACGUUGUGCUUGAGACGCAUGUUUGAAUUCAGUGAAUUCCAAGAGACUCACCACCAAUGCCUCUGAACUGCCACUCUGCAUACGGAUAUGUCUGGUACGUCUACAGAUGUUGACCAGACGUGCUCCCGCUUUCUUUCGCUCCCCACAUUCAGACAUGCUCCCCACGGACUUUUUAAGACUCUUAGACCAGAGGCAUUACGGAAAAGAGGUCCAUUUUCUUUUCUUUUGAUGCUACCCAUAAGCACCAGGGAUUGUAUUUUAUGUUCAUUUGAUUUGUUUCUUUUUACCUUUGAAGUCCAAGGCUUGCAUUUUAGCCAUGGUGGAAGCUGCAGCACGUAUUGUUUUGUUACACCCUGCUUUUUAUUACAUGAUUGGUUGUGCAAAACUAAUUUAUUAAUUUUGCAUAUUUUAAUCAUUUCAGUAUAUUAAUGAGAUGGUAGAUGUACAGAGAUGUAUAGUAGAAGCACAGAGAGACUUUUGACCAGUAAUACAGUGAUCACCUGUUUUGUUGCUUGAGAUAAAAGCCAGUUCCUUGAUCCGGCUAACAGACCAGUCUAACAGACUGGUUCUCUGGAGCAGGUGUGUUAGAUAAGGUUUCGGGCUGAAUUCCGUUCAAGGAACAGAGCUGAUGAUCACAGUAUUAGGCAAUGUGAGACUGGAAUAAGCGGUGAACUUUACUUACUACAGUUAGCAUAGGAAUUAUAGAUAUAUGUAUGGUUGCCGAUUUAUUUUCUAUGUAGCCAACUGCGCUCUGUGUAUGAGAUAUUUUGCCUAAAGAUACAUUGAAGCUUUAAGAGUAGUACUGCAGUGCAGUGCUCCUCCUGUGAGGACCCGUAUAUGACGCCUCUCCUCUCUGUGUGUGACCUGAUUUGGUUUUCCUAAUCGCUUUCGAAAGCUUACAUAGAUGCAUCUGCAAGUCGGACUCCGUGCAAUCCAGUGUUAAGUAUUUUUUAUUCCAUGUUGUGAACUCUGCAUUUCCUCUCUCAUUAGAGUUAUUCAGCGCUGGAGUGAGCAUGACAUUUAGGGUUAUUCAAAAGUGCACUCUUGGUAGGAACUUUGUGGAAGAGUGCAGAAUGACUCUAAUUGGUGUUUUUUGUUUUGACACUGCCUCCCGUCAGCGACACCAUGCUGAAUGCACCUGUUUCCUCGGCAUGGGGAGCUUUGCCGCUCCCCGAUGCAACGCUGCCACGGCUUGUUAAUUCUGUGUCCUUUUCCGUGCCAUACAUGGGCAAGCUGAUCCUUUCUCACUGGCUGCACUCUUAGUUCUUUUUACCAUAUAUGAAUUAGUAAGCAGAAUUCACAGCUCUGCAUCAGUGUAUAUAAAGCGUUUGUGUUUUUGUAUGAUAAAACAAAUUAUCUGUCUGCUAGAGUUGUUACUAGAAAUUUUUCAGACUAAAGACUACAUCAUAGUCAUUGCAAAUAUUUUUUUCUUUUAGAAGAUUCAGCAUCACCAGAUUUAGAGAUUUAGAUUUUUUUUUAAUCACUUUAAAUCAGUUGUGAAUUGUUUCCUAAACUAUGGCCAGAAGGCAAGAGAGUGCCUUUAUCAUUACUCAUACUGACACAAGAAAAACAAGAUUUUUUCCAUUUUAUGUGAAACUAUUUCAAGACACUAUGGGCCAUAUUCAGAGUUAAGUAUGAAUGAAGAUGAAUGCUUAGGCAUGUUUUCUUUACAGGAAAGUGCAUCGAAUUAACCAAAACAUUGGAAAUAUGUUAACAGCGAAUUAACCAAAACAUAGGCAAAAAAUUAACAUCGAAUUAACAAAAACAUUGGCAAUAUAUUAAUAAUUCAAACUAUUAAACACACACUAGUAAAAGCUUGAUAAAACAGAUUAUAUCCAUGAUCUAAUACAUUUCAUGUGUGAUCUCAUGACCUCGAUUUAGUAUCUCAUGGCAUCUCUUGCACAAUAAACUGUCGGAUCACAAAAAAGUAAAUAAAAUGCAAAAUAAUAGGAUGUGCUGGAUCACUUUUAUAAGCUGCUGGAAGCCAUUUUGUUAAAUUAUAUAUCCAAAUUUGCAGUGAUUAAUUUUAUAUCGCAUUAGUCAUUUUUAUUUUUUAUUUUUAAAUUAUGUUACAUCAUAUUACAUUUGACAAAUGCUACAAAUGCUAUCUGCUUCUUCAGACCCCGUUUCUAUCCCUGAUUUUUUUUUUCCGGGCUUAUAGGCUGGUGCUUGUGUUUAAUGGUGAUCUAGACAAUACUGCAAAUCCCUGUCUCAGACGCUUCUAUUCAAGAGAAAUCUGGCAACCUCAGCAGCAUGGACUAACUGCAGGUAAUUUGCAUAACCUGAAUGGGAAUGCAAGAAAACUAACAUAAGCACACGCAUAACCCGACUCUGAAUAUGCGUAACUUUCCCUACUUGGACUUAAGUCAGCGACUCUGAAUACGGCCCUAUGUGCACUUGUGUGUUGUAUUAUUGUUGCAUUAUUAUUUAUUAACCUCUAAGAAUAAUGCAUUUGUGCAACAAUUAUUUUUUUCUAGUUUUCAAUUAACAUUUAAACAGUAUCAAAAAUGGUAUAAUUUAAACAUCAACCUACAAAAAUAUGAAUGAAGAAUCAGUGCAUAUGUGUGUUUCUGUGUAAACUCAGUGCCUGUGCAAUGAUAGAGAUACUUGAAUGUUUUGGGAUUCAUCACAACUGGACCUUCAAUCCCUGAGGUCUGGACUCAGACUAACAGCCCAAGGGGAUUGUGGCAUUUCUCAGCAGGGAGAAGGUGAGAUCACAGCACACUUUCAGAUGCUGAGUAGGCUGGAAUAACUCCCUGUGCUUUCAUUGUGUAUGUGUAAAUAUCUGUUAAUACUCUCCACUGAACCCAAGGCUGUUUUUAACAGCCAAAACGCUUCUGUUUUUUUCUUCUCUCUUAUGCAUUGUUACUGUGAAGACUUGUUUGCAAAAGAUAAUGGUGUGCAAUAAAAAAUUAAGCUGUU